AUGGCGGGACUUGGGAAAACGAAACUAGCUCGAACAGUCUAUAAUGAUGAAUCUCUUAUCAAACAUUUCCAACUCAGAAUAUGGGUUACUGUACCUGCUGUUUUUGAUCUAGGUGAGGUUUUAAAAAAGAUGAUAAGUUACGUUAAAACUAAUGAUGUUAAGCGUGAUUAUGGAUGUUACGUUCUUAAAACUAAUGAUCUAACAAUGAUACUUCGAGAGAUGUUGAACGGGAAGAAGUAUCUGCUAGUACUUGACGACUUUUGGGAUGUCGAGAAUUUUUACAUCUGGGAAAACCUAAUAUCGAGGUUGACGUUUGGUUCUCAUGGAAGUAAGAUUUUAAUCACUAGUCGUAAAAUCAAUGUUGCAAGGAGUGUCCGAUGGAUGACCGAUACAUAUCACUUGCAAGAAUUAUCAACAGAUGAGUGUUGGUCAAUUAUCAAGGAAAAGGCAUUUUCAUCACCUCGGAGCAGGGCAUCGGAGAAUCCAGAAAUGGUUAAAAUAGCAAAGGAUCUAGCAAGAAAAUGCUGUGGUUUACCACUUGCUGCCAGAAUAUUGGCCUAUAUUUUGGCCUCGAAAACAAAAGAAAGUGAAUGGGAUUUCUUUCAAGAAUGCUUUAAAACAAGAAAACAUUCAAAAUUUCAUACGCAGAUCUACCCAACAUUACAGUUAAGUUACGACCAUCUGCCGUCAUCAGCUCUAAAACAAUGCUUUUCUCAUUGUUCUGUAUUUCCCAUGGGUUAUGAGAUCGAUAGAGAAGAGAUAAUUAAAUUAUGGAUGGCCGAAGGCUUUCUUGUACCAUCCAAACACAAGGGUGAUGAGUUGGGUGAGAUUCAGAAGUGUAAGCUGAAUGAUUUGGUAUAUCAUCUAGCAGCCACUGUUGCUGGUGAUGAAGAUGAACAUGUGCCCAGAAUGUUUCAAGAAGUUGGUAAUUAUAAAAACAGACUACGUACCUUUUUUGCUACUGAAGUAGGAGACUGUGAUAAGAUUGAAAAUGUUUUCCGGAAUAGGAAUUUGCGCGUAUUAUACUUGAGUGGUUCAUCAAUUCAGAAACUACCGGCUUCGCUUUCAAAGUUGAGACAUUUAAGAUAUCUUAAUCUCUCGGGAUGUCAGAAUCUUGAUGUAUUGGAUGAUCAGUUUGUCAAUAGUCUCUAUAAUCUGCAGACAUUGGUGUUGCACAAGUGCACCUCCCUUUCAAAACUUCCUGAAGGUUUACCUGUAAACAUCGGCGCUUUGAAAGAUCUACGGAGCCUUAAUAUUUCACAUACAGGAAUAACGAUAUUACCUACUUCAGUUACUAGUCUCCAAAACUUGCGAGCAUUAGAUGUCUCUAAUUGCAUAAAUUUUGAAGGGUUACCUGGAAACAUUGGAUCUUUGAAAGAUCUACGGAGCCUUGAUAUUUCACAUACGAAGGUGAGUAGAUUAUCAGACUCUAUCAGUGAUCUUGAAAGAUUGAUGACGCUUAGAUUGCACUCAUGUCCCAACCUCGAAGAUUUGCCUAAAGGAAUUGAAGCAUUGGGAUGGUUAAAAGGGCUUGACAUCACUGGUACGAAGGUCAAAGUAGUACCUGAUCAGUUUCUUGCUUAA
Messenger RNA from Papaver somniferum (opium poppy), 1584 nucleotides. Its product is annotated as putative disease resistance protein RGA3. The record is from RefSeq and is a predicted model, not a curated record. Gene Ontology annotation, molecular function: ADP binding; protein binding. NCBI's taxonomy places the organism in Eukaryota, Viridiplantae, Streptophyta, Magnoliopsida, Ranunculales, Papaveraceae. The transcript has 3 exons. Gene Ontology annotation, biological process: defense response to other organism. Bases 1 to 1584 code for a protein of 527 amino acids.